Porites lobata is the source of this 4177-nucleotide messenger RNA. Lineage: Eukaryota; Metazoa; Cnidaria; Anthozoa; Scleractinia; Poritidae. The record is from the annotation of a GenBank genome assembly.
AUGUUGACAUCAGAGAAUUCUAUGAGAAGGAUGGGGAAUUUCUUCCUGGCAAGAAGGGCAAGUAGAGAUGAAUAUUGAAAAUGUCAGGUUUUAUUAUUGUAGAGCCAUGUGUGGCCAAGCAGUCAACACCUCAAACUCCAGAUCUGGAGGUCCGGUGUUUAAGCCUCGCCUGUUACAUUAACAAGGAACUUUACUCCUCGUAGUUGCUCUUUACCCAGGUCUAUAAAUGGGUACCGGCAACAUCCUGCUGGGGGGUAACCCUGAAAAGGACUAGCAUCUCCCGUCCAGGGGGGAGUAGCAAUACUCCUAGGCAUGCUUCAUGCUAAGGAAAUCAGGAUAAGCCCCAGCCAUUUGGGCCUUUGGCUUGUGUGCAACUUAACUUUUUUUAUCAGGUUUUAUUGAAUAAGUCUGGUUUUUGGCAAAAUACCAUAUUAACGACUUGUGGCUCUCUUCAAUAAUGUUCAACUAGGUAUAUCUUUGAAUGUGGAACAGUGGGAGAAGCUGAAAGACCUUAUAAAUGACAUUGAUGAAGCCAUUUCAGAACGUGGAUAACUCUGGAUUAGGUGAGUGCACGAUGUUCAGGGUGCAAAGAAAGUAAUAGUUUUACAGCUUGCCCUCCAGCUUGAGCUUUCUUGCCUAUAUGAUGUGGUUUAUUCUGUCCUUUUCCUUUGCUUUUCUUCUUGAUUUUUUCCCCUUUGUUUUGUACUGUUGGCCCUUUCCUCCAGGCUUUGUGGGGUUCUGCCAGACACCUAUGUCUACUUUAAAUCUUGUUCUUAUCACAGAGUACUGUAAAUAAUAUUAUAUUAUACAUUAAAAUGUACUAGGGCUAAAAUUUUGUGACUAAGGCCACUUCCAAUAUUCUUCCGCAUAUGUUUCUUGCACUUACAUCCGAUCCCAGAAAACAUCUGUGCACACCCUUAUUAAUACCAGGAUCAGAGGCUAGUCAUGAUUCUUUUUUAACAUGAUCUUGUUUUAUUACUUCUAUCUUUUAGGACUUGUUGGCACAACAUAUAGACAUAUGGAUGGUAGUUUAUAUUGCUUUUAAAUAAUGUAUUUAUUUGGUUUUGAUAAUGUCAUGGCUGGUAGAUUGUAACUUGUGGGAAUGAGUUCCCUGUUGUGUUUUCUUUGGUUAGGUGGUUGUAGUUUUUGGUCAAAUUAAAAAGUAAAGAUUUUGUUAUUCUUUCUUAUUUGUAAUACAAGAUUUAUAGAAAGCAGAGAAAGUAACUUAAAUCUAUGACUGUCAUGAUGGUUCUUGUUGCCAAAAAAAAUAAAAGUACAGUUAGUUUUAUGAUUUCCUAUUGUGUUAUGCCUUUUUCAUGUUCAAAACUAAUGCGUAAAAAGUUAGGAUCAAUAUUUAUUUAUUUAGGUUUCUGGGAAACGGCCCAACUACCCCUCCCUCAAGCCAACAUUUUGCCCUAAGUGAGAAGUAAGUGUUGAUGUUGACUUUUGGGAGGGGUAGGUGGUCAUUUCCCAGAAAUCUAAAUUGAUCAAAAUUUGCAUUAGUGCAGCUGUCCAUGGCUCUCACUGCUUGGGUAAUAUGGCUGUGCUCAUGCAUAAGGUACUGGCAGUACUGCAGAGUUUGGUAGUGUGUGCCUCCUUGCUGUUUAGGUUCUGCAGGUAUGGAUCCAGACUGGUUUCCACCUUUUUAUAUAAAGUGGUCAGAUUUUACAUAAUAAAUAUCUGUCUGAUUUCGUUAAAACAUAGCCACUAGGUUUUCACCUGGUGCCACUCCCCGCCCGGCUCCAGGUCUGUCCGGUGUCCAAAAAAGUAGGGGGCUUGGCAUCCUGGAUGGCCCAGGGACUGCCGUAACAGUGGGUGGGUGGAUCAGGCCUGGGGGUCAAAACUAGUGGGGUAGGGAGGGGGCUGUUUUGACACAAUCCCUUCAGUAAGCAGCAGUGUUCAGUGCAGGCCUUGACUGGCAUCUACCUUGGUCUUAAUUUGCCCUAGCCAGCUGCCUCUGCUGAGAAUGAUUGUCAUGAUAAUUGCAGAGCUCAGUGGGAGAUGAAGACAGUCACCCAUUGUCCUGGGUUGGGAGGGUCAAAGUCUUGGUAUCAAGGACACACUUAGCAUAGGACCUUUAGACACUAACUGAAGCCAUGUUUUCAUAAAUCCAGACAGAUAUAUUUUUUGUGAAAAACUCUAAACUUUCCAAGUUGAUAUCUGGAAAAUGGUUAGGGCAGUCAGUAAAUGUCCUGUCUGAAUGACUCGGAAACCCAGGAAAGGGGACUUUGGGGAGUUAAAAGCCAAAACAUUUCCCAGGGGAUCAUGCCCCUGAACCUCCCUAGAAGUUGAAAAUCAGUCAGUAUUUAUUCUAGAUCCGCGCCUGCUCUGCAGGCUUCAAGAUUGACUGGCUAUACUAAAAUGUGACUUGACUCAUGUCAGGAGUAGUCUCCCUCACAGCCAUUUGUGUCUCAUCAUGUUGAAAUCACCAACGGUUUCUGUCAGGGCCCUAUAGCUGGGGGAUGGAACAGGCAACAAGCAACACCUCUUUGGCCAUCUAUCCACCAUUUUUCCUUUUCCCGACCAAGGAAACAAACAUUUAUGGUAUUUGUAUUCCCAGUAAGGAUACACAAACAAAACAGCCAAUUUGUUCAAGAUGAAGCAGCAGAUUUUUGGAAGAAUCCCGCAACCUUGUCCCCGGGGGCCUGGGGCUUCUCGGGUUUUUCAACCACCCAUGUCUGAAAAGGCCCUGGGGACGAGGUUGAGUUAACGGUUGGAAUUCCUGUUUGAAGAAAUGGCGGCUUUCAUAGAAUUUAAAGUGCCUCAAAAUAACCCUAUAAUACCAAAAGAGCAGGAAAAGAAGAAACUAGCGCAGAAAACUCGCUCCAGAGGUCAUCUGGAACGUCGAUCGUCUGCUACUUUGCCAUUUACUGCUUGGGUAGAACCACACCAUUGCCCAGCGACACACAGCGCUCGCGAAGAAGAACUUCGGUUGAAAAAGGUGAUAAAAGAAAAGCAAGAAAGGCUUAGGGGAUUUCAACAAGAGGUUAAAGCGAGAGUUAGAAAUCUGGAACAAAUGAAACGGGAAGAGCAACAUGGAAUGUCUGUGGAGGCUUUUGAAGUUGAGAGAAAUGUUGUGCAGCAAAGUUCGUUGCCAAGCACUGUCAGACGGGACAACUGUGUGUAUCGAGAUGACUCUGAUCUAAAAAUUCAGCGCAGUGUUACUCAAGAUCUUACUGCUGUUGAUGCUGCGAGUCAGCUAUUGCAGGAACACGCUCAAAAGAUCCGGAAUUGUUCGAAGCAUGCACGGAAUGUACUCAGCUCGAAGAGUCUUGGAACAGAGAUGGAUAAUUUGAGCAAGCUACUCCCUGGAGGUCUGUGGAAGACUUCGCCGACCCGAGAUCAUGGUUCGUCUCGGCAGGGAACUGAACGUUCAGGUCAGCAAGAACACGAUUCGGAAGAUUUAGACAGACCUAUGGGAAGGGAAAUAGGCGAUUACUGGAUUGGUGAAAAUGCAAUUAAAGAUCAUGAAUAUUAUGAUCAUAAUCAAUGCAGUUAUUUUGGAUCUAGAUUGCCAAAGCAUCAACUGAAACAUGUUCAUUUUCAAAAUGUCCCAGAUGAAGAGAAUUCAGAAAUUGAAAACAAUGACCUAAAUGUCCAGCAGAAAAAAUCCGAUACCCACACAAACAGAAAGUCUAAAACCGUUGAAGCUCUUUUACAACCGUCUAAGCUGAUGGAGGAUAAGAAAGCACGUGCAAAAAGUCAAGUUGCUGUUUACAGGCGUUUGUUUAUGGACAUUGAACGGGAACAAGUGAGAGAGAACAUAAGAAUGAAGGAACAUCGUAAAAGAAUGGAGGCUCUGAAAGUAGAAAAGGAAGUUGAACGACUUGAAAUAGAACAACAUCAAAUUGACAAACUGAAGAUGAGAAGGAUGAGGAAAGAGGAAGAAUCUUUCCUAAGAGCUCAAGAACAAAAGAAAAUUGAAGCAAAUUUAGCUAAAAAGCAUAAGAAACUUCAAAAAGAAAGGGAAACAGAGAGAUAUAUAGAAGCUUUGCAAGCAAUUUUGAAGGAGAAGAUACAGAGCAGAAAUAUUGUUCUUCCUCCCUUGUGCUCAUGUGGACCCACAAUCUGGGAUGCGAAUCCUGACACAUGUGCAAACAACUGUGUUUUCUAUAAGAACCCUAAAGCUUAUGCUAAGGCACUAUCAACAAUAAUUGCAUCUUCAAAUCUUGAUUGA